CACGAACACAUCUUCGCGACGAUGGUCAGUUUGCGAGGCAAAGACAAACAACAAGACCAUGUGAGUGCCAGCCAGUGAGUGCGAGUAAACAAAAAUUAAACAAAAAAUGACGUCGACAGCGGACUUAGUUACCGAAUCGGUGGGCGAUUUGACGGCCAAAAAUGAAAAAACAUUCAAGGAAAUGAGUUUUGGGGAAAAAUUGGGGUACAUUAAAGAAGUAAUAACGGUGGAACCGUUAAUAGCCGCGUAUGUGAUGUCUUCAUUGCUUUGCGGGCCGGCCUUGUGGAAUUUGGAGUUUGAAAAGUCCUGCAGGGUAAAUUUGGCCUACAACGAUACCGUUUGUGAUGAAAUUUUGACUGGAUCGCAGAACGAUUGGCCGGAACAAAACAUACAAAUACAGACGUUAAUAGCGAAUAUGCACUCAUGGCAGUCCCCUUUGCAAACCGUAAUGCCUUUAAUUCUGAUAUUAUUUUUGGGAUCAUUUAGUGACAGAUAUAAAUGGAGGAAGCCUUUUCUCAUUGUCCCUUUGAUAGGAGAGUUAUUUGCAGUGGUUGGUUGCAUUUUGUGUGUGGUUUUUAUGAAAUCGUGGCCUUUGGAGGCCCAGGGCAUAUCGCAAACUGUCAUCCCCUCGUUUUUUGGGGGUCAAACUAUGGUGGUGAUGGCCUCGUUUGCCUAUAUAGCCGAUGUCAGUACUCUUGAAAUGAGAACUUUGCGUAUAGGCAUAGUGCAAAUCGUCCUUAACGCUUGCACUCCUUUUGCUCACUCCUUCAGCGGCAAGUUAUUUGAAAUAAUUGGAUAUUAUGGGAUUUUGUUGAUUGCGGCCGGAUUUUACACCUUUGGCAUCCUCUACGGAUAUUUCUGUAUAAAAGAACCAAGGACGCCAGUUAAGAGUAAAAAUGGGAUUUUAAGGGAUAUUUUUGAUCCCACCCACGCCAUUGACACAUUAAAUUUAUUAGUGAAAAAGGAAAAGGGGAACAACAGAGUCUAUAUUCUUUUGAUGAUGAUUAUUAUGUUUGUUUUCAGUGGAGUAAAUGUAGGGGAAGGCAGUGUAUUUUUCCUGUAUGUGCAAAGCGUUUUUUCCUGGUUGCCAACUGAUUUCAGCUACUUUAUAACAGUAAAUACAUUAAUUCAUUUAUUUGGAACGUUAGCGGCUGUAUGGCUUUUUACCAAAGUAUUUCAACUCGACGAUCUAAUAAUUUUAUUUCUGACUUUUAUGGAUAAAAUCAUUGCAAACUUUAUUUUUGGAUUUGCUAAUACAGCAACAUUGCUAUACGUAGCUGCCUUUGUUAGCGUAAUUACAGGAGUAUCUUCUAUAGCUAUAAGGUCAAUAUCAACGAAAAUAGUGGCUGAAACCGAUAUUGGUAAAGCUAACUCUUUGUUUGGCAUAGUCGAAGCCGUAGCAGCUGCAGUAGCUACCACCAUUUAUAGUAUUGGAAUCUACACACCCACCAUAGAAGUGUUUCCAGCAAUGUUCUUUUUCUUCGGAGUACUCGUCUUUUUGUUAUGCAGUGUUGUUAUAAUAGGAAUGUAUAUAAAUGAUAGAAGAAAGGAAGGAAGCGUAGCUCAAGAACAGCAAACGUCAAAAGAAAAAGCGAUGCAAAUGGAGGAAUUACAAGUAACUCAUAUAUAAAGUGUCCCUUUAUAAACAUAGCCAUAUCUACAGGCAUAGUUAAUAUUUUUAUAUUGUUGUAUAGUUAUAGCCUAUAACUUAUAGGUUAAGGGUUAAAGUAAUAAAGGGACGGAUCCAGAAAAAAAUCUUGUGGGGGAAUUCAUUUUUACCUAAAUCUUGAGAUAAUGUUAUAUGGAUACAGAGAUGGGAAAGUUACUUCUGAAAAGUAUCUAGUUACUUUUCUAAGAUACUUUAAACAAAAUAACUUAGUUACCUCGGGUAACUAGAAUGUUACUAGAUUUUACUAGAUACUUUAAGUUAAAAGUAUCUUUAGUUACAAGAUACUUUAGAAAGUAUCUAAGAUUCUAAGAUACUUUUGAGUAACUAUGUUACUUUUAAGCAUGAAUAAAAUCUAUAAAAUUAUGAAAAUUCAACAAGUUGUAGGUUAGGUAAUUACUUUGAAUCAUUCUGGACUUCCCCCAAUUUUCUCUAAGAAAGUAUAACUGAAAAGUAUCUAAGUUACUUUAAAAAGUAUCUUAGUUACUAGUCACUUUAAAGUAAUUAAAUUACUUGAAUGGAUCUUAGUCACUUUACCGGGUAACUUUUUUAGAUACAAGUUAGAAGAUACUUUUCCAAAGUAACUAAGUUCGAGAUACUUUCUGUCCAAUAUAAAAAGUAUCUAAGUUACUUUUAAGUAUCUUUUUUUCAAGAUACUCCCAGCUCUGUUUGGAUACUAAUACUAAUUCAGGGUACAGUUUAUUUUUUUAUUCAACACCCAUUUCAUUUCUUAACAUUAACUGGUGGGCGGCAGCAUUUCAGAAAAAAAGUGAGAUUAAAACUGCUUCACAUCAUAUAAAAUAUCAAAUAAAAUUGGCUUUAAAUUAUGUGCGACUAUUGGUCAAAAGAGGAGAUUCCACUCGCUACGGUCGUGCGACAAACUCCACGCUCGAGGAAUCUCCUCUUUCUCCCACUAGUCGCACAAUAUACUUUUGUUUUUAUGUUUUUUCUGAUAUCCUGGGCCAACUUUUCUAAUUUGAUUUAAUUCGCAUUUUUUUCUCAGUACUUAAGCUGGGGAUUCCCCCAUUUCCCCCUGGACCCUUCUUAACCUUCUUAAAUAUUAUAGGUUUAUCGAUUUAUAAAUACUUAAUUUAAUAAAAC
Molecule: messenger RNA, 2767 nt
Organism: Brassicogethes aeneus
Lineage: Eukaryota; Metazoa; Arthropoda; Insecta; Coleoptera; Nitidulidae
Source: the annotation of a GenBank genome assembly